AUGCUGUCGAUAAUUCCAUUGAGUAAUUAUAGCUCGCUUGAGCAUUGUGAGGCCUAAGCUUCAAGUGGUUAGCUCGGACAUUGUCGGAAUGCCAAUCACGUGAAAACCACUAGUGUCAUUGCUAGUGCCUUGACAACGAGGGAUUUGAGCUCUAAAAGUUCUAGUUCUUUAGGCAAAACCAAUACGGAAUCUUAUGAAUAACCAUUGAAGCUUAACUAUCUCCAUGUACGUUCCCACAGACAGACAUUAUCAAGAAGAAAGUACAGUUGAACUCCGGGCCUAAAAAGACUCGAUCAAUAAAAUCCGGUAUAAACGGUAUGUCAGAGUUUAACGACAACUUCGCCCGAUGUCUUUUUAAAUUUUAUAAAUUUAUCAUCUGAUUGAUUUGUAGCGAGGAUAUGCAAAGCUUUUGUUUACAAUUUGGUGCCGGAUGUCACGGCUUGAAGAAUUUUGUAAGCCGAUCAUCUUGAUCGGACCUCGAGAGGCAAGUAAGUGCUGGAGGUCGAAUCACAUAGCUAUAGUUAGUAUAUAUAACCUUUCGGGAUCAUCGAACUUUUGAUCUUAAGUUAUAGAUUCUGGGGAGUGGUUGAACCCCGUUUAUCAGCUCGUUGGUUCAUCCGUGUUACGGCGGAACUCUGAAGUUUUGGUCGGAAUUCCAGGAGUCAUCGGAAUUCCGUACUCACAUACAAAACUGAGACUUUACAGAGAGUGACCGGGAAAAGUGGGAUUAUGGUAUAGAAGAAGCUGGCACAGCGAGGUUCUAUUGUAACGUGUUGUCGUCUGGUUGCGUACAAAAACCAGGGAUCGCAUUCAAAAAAUCGUUUCAUAAAUCCGUACAACCCGCUGGUAAACUGUCGAUGAGUCUAAAUCUACCAAACAGUGACCACUUUCCGGCGGCGAUGUUCGCUACCCAGACGUCAUCAUGCUUGAAGUUACAUAUCUUCAAGACUUUACAGUCUCAUGCUGGCAAAACGUCGGUCUCAGACGAUCAGGAUUGCUCACCCAUCUUACCCAUUAAAUAGUCCUCAUGGCACUUUUCGUAAUUACAUGCCGUCAAUCUGAUACAUCCUUUUUUUCACGAACAGCGAAGUCCAAAUAAAGAUUGUAUAACAGUGAAUCGCAGAAAUCGGUGGAUGAGUCUUCUCAGUUGAUAACAUCAUCCACACCCCAUCCUUUUAGAGAUGGGUUCUAAGACGAUAACUUUGGGAGUCCUAACUCUAGUUCUUGGUGUUUUCUACCAAACAAUCCUGAAAGACUGGUUGUAUCUCAACUUCGGAAUAGGACGAACCUAUACCCAUCUCGAAGACUAUCAUUACAAAUGUCGACGACUUGAACAUCCUCUUCUAUCUGCUUGCGAAGAUCUCUUUCUUGAUUAUGAGGGUCGAGCAGUAUAUGCUGCCUGUUCAACAGUCGAAAGCCGAAGGGGCUGGAUUCCUGGGUGAGUCAAUAUGUGGUUUUCGUAUAUUACAUGAAUUCUCACAAAACGUUUAGGGGAAAUCAUUACAAUGUAUCUCAGAGAACUUUGGAAGAUCACGUGUCGGUACUCAAGAUUGAUGAGCCAGGAGAGGAUGGAUUCUAUGGUCUUCAUCAGCUAGAGAUUACCGGAGGGUACAAGGGUGUAGAUCAUCAUAACUCUAUUGAUGUUCACGGGUUCGACGUCGAAAUUUUGCCCGAUUCCCGGCGCAGAUUUUGGAUGAUCAAUCACAGACCCCCUGUGGAUGAAUCGGAAAACUUUCUUGAUGCAACAAAGCUCGGAGCAAACUCAACUGUGGAAGUUUUUGACUUGGUUCCAGGAUCUAAAAACCUCGAGUUUGUUAAGACCGUUGCCAAUCCAAUCAUCAAUACCCCAAACAACAUUGCUGCCACUGGGGAUGGUGGGUUCGUAUUCUCGAACGAUCAUCCAGCUAAAACCGGAUUUGUAAGUAGACUUUGAAGAUGAACAUUCUCUUUAUUAUUUCGCUCAUUUAUGUAUAGAUUCGCUCAUUGGUUAAAAUGAUUGGGGGAGGGAAUAUUGCCAUGUGUGAGCCUGACAAUAAAUGUCAUUCUGGCCCCUCCAAUCGAUUCCCCAAUGGUAUAGUUCAAGGACAAGACGGGCUCUACUAUGUAGCCUCAAGUAUGAAAGGGAAGAUUUCUGUCUACUCUCUGGAAGCCAACCAUACUUUUACCCACAUUGACGAGAUCGAUCUCCGCACCGUUAUAGACAAUCUAUCUGUGGAUGCCAAUGGCGACAUUUUAGCUGCUGGAUUCUUAGACGUUCGAAAGGUUCACAAAUCGCUAGUAGAUCCUACUGUCGGCGCUCCUAGUGCGGCUUUUAGGAUACGUAAGCUUGAUACUGAGGAUGGAGGGUGGAAAUAUGUGGUUACAAAGAUUCUAGAGGAUAUUGAUGCUAAGGUUUUGUCAGCUGCUACUUCGGUGGUACAUGAUCCUAAAACGGGACAGUUAUUCUUUGGUUGUCUUACUGCGCCUUUUAUUGUCGUUUGCGAAAAAGUUUAGGUCAUUUAUCCCGGAUAUUGCAAUACACGGUCAUGCAACGUAUCUGUUGAACGUCAUGAAACAACCUCACGGAGAGAGCCGGACUACAAGCGAGGGUCAAGUCGCUCCUCCUUUAAGAUAAAUAGUCUCCUCCUCAAAGUGUAGCAAUUAAGAAUGAGUAAUACACAGUACUAUUAAAGUACUAUAAGAAUAAUGUCGCGGAAGUGAUAC
Sclerotinia trifoliorum is the source of this 2703-nucleotide messenger RNA. Lineage: Eukaryota; Fungi; Ascomycota; Leotiomycetes; Helotiales; Sclerotiniaceae. The record is from the annotation of a GenBank genome assembly.